Molecule: messenger RNA, 2806 nt
Organism: Drosophila mojavensis
Lineage: Eukaryota; Metazoa; Arthropoda; Insecta; Diptera; Drosophilidae
Product: protein mab-21-like
Exons: 4
Coding region: 606-1715 (369 amino acids)
Source: RefSeq, a predicted model, not a curated record
GCUCUGGCUGCAGCUGCCUUUGUGGGUGUGCUCAUAGCCCAUUCAUGAGACACUCACACACACACACACACACAGAGUGCACUUUUAUGUGUGCGUGUGUGUGCUUUAUCUGGCAAAGCUGUAAAUAUUCGCGAGAUUUACAACGCCAGCAACGACUCCAGACUCCGAUUCGUACUCGGACUCGGACUCGGACUCGGCCGCGUAUCUUUUCGCCUGAAUCGGCAUCGAGUGUUUUGUUAGCUGGCAUCGCAGCAUCGCAUCGAGGCUGUCGAGGCUGUGGCAGAGGCAUUCGACAGACGCACGACAACUCGGCUCGGCCAUAACGCAUCCGCAUUAACGCAAUCGCAACAGCUAAUCCAGCACGGCACGGCACACACACACACACACACACAUACAGAUAUACAGAUAUAUAGAAGAUACGCGACAUUUAAUAUAAAUACAAAAGCAAAGCCAAACUCCGUCUCCAGCCGCAGCUCCAACGUCAACAUCAACGUCAACGCCGCCGUUUGUUGUUAGCCGCCAGCGCGGGCAGCCAACCUUCUGGGGACAUCCUGUCCUUGGGCAUCCGAUUGGCCCAUCUAACAUAAAUAUCAUUGUAGCUCGAGAUGCUGGUGCCGCCGGAUAUGAUGGCCGCCCAGACGCGCAUGAUUUACCAGCUGAAUCGCUUCUGCGCCGAGCGCGUCCAAGCGCGCAUCUUCAAGACGGCGACGGCCAUUCGUGAGAUCUGCAAGAUUGUCCAGGACAUACUCAAGGAGGUGGAGCUACAGGAGCCCCGCUUCAUUUCCAGCCUGGUCGAGUGCAAUGGCAGAUUCGAGGGCGUCGAGGUGAUCUCACCGAAUGAGUUCGAGAUCGUGCUCUACCUCAAUCAGAUGGGCGUCUUCAACUUCGUGGACGACGGCACUCUGCCCGGCUGUGCGGUGCUGAAGCUGAGCGACGGACGCAAACGCUCCAUGUCGCUGUGGGUGGAGUUCAUCACAGCGUCCGGCUAUCUGUCGUCGCGGAAGAUACGCGCACGCUUCCAGACGCUGGUGGCGCAGGCGUGCGAUAAGAGCAUCUACCGGGACAUGGUCAAGAUGAUGGGCGAUACGACAGAGGUGAAGCUGCGCAUCCGGGAACGGUUCGUGGUGCAAAUAACGCCGGCUUUCAAGUGUUCCGGCAUCUGGCCAAGAUCGGCGGCCCAUUGGCCCAUGCCGCACAUACCCUGGCCGCAUCCCAACAUCGUGGCCGAAGUGAAGACGGAGGGGUUCGAUCUGCUCUCCAAGGAGAGCAUCGUCAUGCAGAACAAGAACAACAACAAUGCGGCCAGCAUGGAGGGCGAUGCCUGGGUGCUCAGCUUCUUCGAGGCCGAGAAUCGCCUGCUGCAAGGUGGCUGCCGUCGUCGCUGCUUGAGCAUACUGAAGACGCUGCGUGACCGGCACUUGGAGCUACCCGGCAAUCCGAUCAGCGCAUAUCAUCUGAAGAAUCUACUGCUCUACGAGUGCGAGAAGCAUCCGCGUGACUUUGAGUGGGACGAGGGCUGCAUUGCGGACCGUUUGAAUGGGAUAUUCCUGCAGCUAAUCUCCUGCCUGCAGUACCGUCGCUGUCCGCACUACUUUCUGCCCAGCCUCGAUAUGUUCAAGGGCAAAUCCCCCAGCGCUUUGGAGCAGGCCGCCAAGCAGGUCUGGCGUUUGACUCGUGAGAUGCUCACCAAUGCGAAUGCCUUUGAGAAGUUGUAAGCGCAAAAGUAAGAGAGAGUGAGAGAGAGAGAGAGAGAGAACGUGUAAUUGUGUGUAUGUGUGUGAUUGUAAAUGUCUAUGUGUGUGUAUAAUUCAAGGUGCUAAAUUUUCAUUGUCACAGCGCAGCGAUUGCGCUGAUCUGAUAAGCGAAAUGCCAUCAUUGGCAGCCAUUUUGUGCCAUGCGUGUGCCCCCUUGUGUGUGUAUAUGUGUGUGUGAAAAUGUGCGCAUAGCUGCAAAAACAACAACAAUAGCAGGCAGCGAAACCCGAAGUGUUAAUGCAAAGAUGCGAGAUAAGCCGCACAUUGCCCACUCCUCAAUCCAAAUUCGCUGCCUCUGCCACUGCCGCUGCUGCUGCUGCUGCCAUUCCCGUUGCAUGCCUGACUGCGCUUAGCCGGCGAAUAUUGUUUUUAAUAACUCGCCGCUAUUCGCAUGCUUCGCCCAAUGGCCAAACACAAUGGCAGCAACAACAACUGCAGCGAAAUAACAAAGCAAGGCAAAACGUAACACAAACAGUUACACCAACAACAACAACAACAACAGCAACAGCAGCAGCAGCAGCGGCAAGAGUGAAAAGGAGAUACAACAACGAAACAUAAAAAAAGAGCAUUUGUCGGCUUCGCUUUGCAAGUGAGCUCAAGUGUGAGGCGAAUCCGUUCUCAUUAUCGAAAUUGAGUGCUCACUCUCUUAAGUACUCGAAAUACCAAUACAUACAAAACAGCUGUAUGUGAACAAAAAGCAGCAACUACAACUACGACAAACGAAUACUUCAAUUACACAUAUGUACAUAUACAUAUACAAAGUAUAGCCAUGUAUUUACUCCGGAUUUAGAUGUCAAGAUAUUUGUUGGACUUAAGAAACAGACAAAAAGUUUUUGGACAAUACACAUACUAUAUACAUAGAUAUUUGUCUUCCUCUUUGAGUUAUCCUACACAUAUACAUAUGUAGAAACUGUAAGUGAACAUUUUACUAAAUUAUAUUAAAUUCUUCUUUUUUUAAUAUAUGUAUAUUAUAUAAAGUUAAUUAUUAUACUUAGAUUGCUUAAGAAACAGUUGAAUGAAAUAAAUAUUAAAAUAGCCCAAGGCAAAUUUUA